AUGAAGAACGGACAAAAGAACGGACACACGUUCAUCGUCGAGGGCGACAGGCAUGAGUUUGACCCUGAGAAAUGGGUCGGCACCAGCCCCGAUGGCCUCCCUAAACGGCACCCAGAGACGCACGUCAAUGUGCUGAUCGUGGGCGCCGGGGUUGGCGGCCUGAUGACGGCACUGGAGUGCUGGCGAAAGGGACACAACGUGGUGGGCAUCCUCGAGCGCAGCGCCGGUCCCAACUACAGCGGCGACUUGAUCAUCAUCCAGCCGUCCGCCGUGGCCGUGUUCCGCCACUGGCCCGACAUGUACCGCGAGAUCGAGGCCGACAAGGUGGACGCGCCCAUGUACUACGUACGGCACACGGGCGAGGUCAUCUACGGGCCGUCGAAGCCGACGUACAACGACCCGGAGCACGCGGCGGAGCGCAAGAAGCACCCGUUCGUGGGGCCGGUGCAGAUCCGCAAGAAGUUCUACCGGAUGCUGCUGCGGCAGGUGGCGCGGCUGGGGCUGCGGGUCGAGUACGGCCAGCGGGUGGAGCGCUACUUCGAGGACGAGAAGGCCGGGGUCGCCGGCGUCGUGGUGGCGGACGGCAGCGUGCGGGCGGCCCACGUCGUCGUGGCCGCGGACGCGUUCCGGUCCGAGUCGGAGCUGCUCGUCGCCGGCGAGCACAUGCCGACGCGGUCGUCGGGCAUGUCGGUCUACCGCUGCGCCUACCCGCGCGAGCUGGCGGCGGGCGACCCGGCGGUGGAGGCGCGGUGGCCGCGCGGGUCCGGCCAGACCAAGGAGUACUGGCUCGGCCCGGGGAUGCACAUGGGCCUCUUCGUGUCGGACGACCUGGUCGCCUUCGGGCUGACGCCGCGCAACAGCUUCCUGUCCGAGGGCAGCAGCGAGCCGGCCGAGUCGUGGGACCCGGACGUCGACCCGGACGAGGUGCUGCAGGUGCUCCAUCGGGUGCCCGGCUGGGACCCGGCCAUCGCCGGCCUGAUCCGGUCGGCCCCGCCCGGCUCCAUCGUCCACUGGCCGCUGCUCUGGCGCAACCUGCGGCCCGAGUGGACCUCCAAGGCCGGCCGCGUCGUCCAGCUGGGCGACUGCGCCCACUCGAGCGUGCCCGCCUCGGCCGCCGGCGCCACGCUCGCGCUCGAGGACGCCGUCACCCUGGCCGCCUGUCUGCAGCUCGCCGCCGCCGCCGGCGCCGGGGGUGCCCGGGCCGCGCCGCUCGGCACCAAGGUGUACAACCUGCUGCGCUAUCAGCGUGUCAGCUGCGUCCAGAAGAUGGCCUUUGUCAACUCGCAGCUCCUCAACGCCUCGACCGCCAACUGGGACGCCAUCGAGCAGGACCCCAAGCAGGUCCGCAUCCGCUUCCCCAAGUGGGUCUUCCGCCACGACCCGGAGGCCUACGCGUACGAGAAGUACGGCCAGGCGUUUGCCCACCUCGUCGCCGGCGAGGAGUUCGUCAACACAAACUUCCCGCCGGGCCACAAGUUCACCCCCUGGACCCUCGAGGAAAUACAGCAGCUGAUCCGGGAGGGCAAGCGUGUGGAGGAUCUCUUGGACGGAGACUGGUCGUAG
Messenger RNA from Thermothelomyces thermophilus ATCC 42464, 1563 nucleotides. RefSeq lists its product as uncharacterized. The record is from RefSeq and is a predicted model, not a curated record. The transcript has 2 exons. Bases 1 to 1563 code for a protein of 520 amino acids. Gene Ontology annotation, molecular function: monooxygenase activity; FAD binding. Gene Ontology annotation, biological process: secondary metabolite biosynthetic process. Lineage: Eukaryota; Fungi; Ascomycota; Sordariomycetes; Sordariales; Chaetomiaceae.